ACAGCUGUCAGUUCAGACUUCCUGCUCAUUCAGGCUUGCCGGGACAACUCGAUGGGAGAGAAUUAUAUCUCAUCUCCUGUGACUGAAGAGAGGGCUAAUCACGGGGGUCCAGUCGUAGGCUGGGCCAAGGCUGUUGUAGCUAAGGUCGAUCGGCUAGGCCUGUGAGGCAGGGAGGGCUGGGGUGGCUCCAGAUGUGGCAAACUUGGCCCAACAGCCUGGACAGCUCGGGCAGCCUGGGCAGAAAGCCUGUCAUGGGCUAGAGAGGUGCGGGCAUUCAGCCCUGGCUGGAGAACGAAGGAAUGGGAGCAGAGGAGAAAGAGGGGGGUUAGCCAGGGUGGAGGGCGCGACGGCAGGAAGCCGGGAGGCGCGAGCAGGGGUGGAGACCAACGGAGGGGACGGCCAAAGAGCGGGUAGGAGGGCUGGAGAGAGGGAGAAAGAGGAGGAGAGAAGAGAGGAAGGGUGCCGACGAGAAGCAGCACUGAGAACUUGGAGAAGAAGGAGGAGGGCAGGCCUCAGCGGGAGCAGCGGGAGCAGCGGGCCCGGGUCCGGGCCGCCCCCGCGAGCAAGGCGCCGCCAUUCCGCUGCUCGGGGCGCCGCCGCCGCCGCCGCCGCGUCCGGGGGCCAUGCUCCCGCCGCCCCCGCGCCAGCCGCCUCCUCAGGCGCGCACGGCCCGCGGCUCCCUGCGCCUGCAGCGGGCUUUCCUGCGCGGCCCGCUGGGCGUGCUGCGGCUGCUGCAGCUGCUGGCCGGAGCCGCCUUCUGGAUCACCAUCGCCACCAGCAAGUACCAGGGCCCGGUGCACUUCGCGCUCUUCGUGUCGGUGCUCUUCUGGCUGCUCACCCUGGGGCUCUACUUCAUCACGCUGCUGGGCAAGCAGGAGCUGGUGCCCGUGCUGGGCUCGCGCUGGCUCGUGGUCAACGUGGCGCACGACCUGCUGGCGGCCGCUCUCUACGGGGCCGCGACGGGCAUCAUGAUCGACCAGACGCAGCGCCACAGCUACUGCAACCUCAAGAACUACCGGCUGCCCUGCGCCUACCAUGCCUUCCUGGCGGCCUCGGUCUGCGGCGGCCUCUGCCUCGGCCUCUAUCUGCUCUCGGCACUCUACGGCUGCUGCCGUCGCUUCCAGGGCAAGGAGGAGGUGGUGUGAGGUCACCCGCUCCACCGCGGCCCAGAUCGGUUCGGGGAUCCCUCCCGAACCCUUCCUGCCGCCGCCCCGUGCCGGUGCGCCCCUGCACCCUCUCCCUGCCUGCGUUUCCCCUGCCCGGGUCCUGGAUCCCCGACGGUCUGACUGCUGUACCGCAGCUCGGCCCAGAUAUUAGCUUCCAGGAACCCGCGCAGCCAUCCGAGGCGCCGACGCACACACCCAGUUGGGCCGCUCCAGGCGAAGCCUGAAAGUCCCUUUCCCCAUUCCCUGUCGAGAGCUAGACGUGGACAGGCGCCGCCGCGUAGAUCCGGGGGAGGCUCCCAAAUUGGAACCAGUCUUUGGGCUGCGCCACCGCCCCCUCCCUCCUGCCCUGCAGUCUGAAGAGCAUCCCUUCCCUGCCCCCUCUUCCAGUCUAGGGUGGUGUAGAAUGCAGUCAGGCAUCUGCAAGAGAAGCUGGGGACAGGCCUUAGCUAGUGCUAGGAUGGAUGACGUCUUUAGUUGUAGUUUGGAUCUCUCCCUGUGCAGCCUUACGACUAGGAAGUCUUUGGGAGGGGUCAACUAGAGGAGAGGUAGAUAGCAAAGGCCCGCUGACUGUACCUGAGUAAAUCUUCUCUCCGCCUUUAACCAGUUCAUUCAGACUGGGCCAAAUGUACUAACUUCCCUGGCCUCUCAGAUGUCACUCACCAGCUUCUGCCGCACCCCACCUUUAAAUAUGUUUGCAUUGGGGACUCCACGUGACCAAUGGCGACUGUUAGGUGCUGCGCUCCUCUUUGGGAACCCAGAUCCCGCUCUUCGGAACAGCUGUUCUAAGAUUAGAACCACACUCUAAAGCCAGGGGUUGCCUAGGGAGCCAUUCCUGUGCUACCUCCCAAAGGCUUAGAAGGUAAAGGUCUGUCAAUGGUGCUGCCUUCCGGCACAGAUUCACAAUGUUUGUUAGGUCUCUGAGAAAUCCUGCGGGUAUCAUGGCCACACAUGGUCAUUCAGUUUACCGGACUAUUGGGCCUAAGCCAUUUCCACCGCAAGACUGCAUCUACGCUGUUUAGGUCAUUCCCACGGGUUGACCUAUUGAAGAUUGCGAAGCUCCUCUUCCCCUGGGAAUUUCUCUAACUGGGGGGGGGGG
Messenger RNA from Mastomys coucha (southern multimammate mouse), 2262 nucleotides. It is a transcript of the gene Marveld1, whose product is annotated as MARVEL domain containing 1. Gene Ontology annotation, biological process: myelination. The transcript has a single exon. Lineage: Eukaryota; Metazoa; Chordata; Mammalia; Rodentia; Muridae. The coding region runs from base 624 to 1145 and encodes 173 amino acids. Gene Ontology annotation, cellular component: membrane. Gene Ontology annotation, molecular function: structural constituent of myelin sheath. The record is from RefSeq and is a predicted model, not a curated record.